This is a messenger RNA of Merops nubicus (carmine bee-eater), 1610 nucleotides long. It is a transcript of the gene DHCR24, whose product is annotated as 24-dehydrocholesterol reductase. Gene Ontology annotation, cellular component: membrane; cytoplasm. The record is from RefSeq and is a predicted model, not a curated record. Bases 34 to 1317 code for a protein of 427 amino acids. Gene Ontology annotation, molecular function: FAD binding; Delta24(24-1) sterol reductase activity. The transcript is spliced from 8 exons. Gene Ontology annotation, biological process: steroid metabolic process. Lineage: Eukaryota; Metazoa; Chordata; Aves; Coraciiformes; Meropidae.
CGGGAGUGGAAAGAUGAAGGCAGCAAAAGAUACAUGUGCACUGGCCGGCCUGGCUGGCUGACUGUGUCACUUCGUGUGGGGAAGUACAAGAAGAUUCAUAAGAACAUCAUGAUCAACUUAAUGGAUGUUCUAGAAGUGGACAGUGAAAGACAGGUUGUUCGUGUGGAACCUCUGGUGACCAUGGGCCAGCUGACUGCACACUUGAACCCCAUGGGCUGGACUAUUCCUGUGGUGCCAGAGCUUGAUGACCUGACAGUAGGUGGCCUGAUCAUGGGAACUGGCAUUGAGUCUUCCUCCCAUAUCUACGGACUUUUUCAGCACACCUGUGUGGCCUAUGAACUUGUUCUUGCUGAUGGAAGCCUUGUGAGAUGUUCACCAACUGAAAACUCAGACCUAUUUUAUGCAGUGCCUUGGUCUUGUGGUACUCUGGGUUUCCUGGUUGCAGCAGAAAUAAAAAUGAUUCCUGCCAAGAAAUAUGUCAAAAUACAUUAUGAGCCUGUGAGAGGACUGCAGAAGAUUUGUGAGAAGUUCACUGAAGAGUCUAAGAAAAAGGAGAAUAGUUUUGUGGAAGGGCUUGUCUAUUCUUUGGAAGAAGCAGUCAUCAUGACAGGAGUCUUGACUGAUGAAGCUGAGCAAAGCAAGAUAAACAGAAUUGGCCACUACUACAAGCCGUGGUUCUUUAAGCACGUGGAGAAGUAUUUGAAAGCUGACAGGACUGGAACCGAGUACAUUCCCUCGAGACAUUACUACCACAGGCAUACACGCAGCAUCUUCUGGGAGCUCCAGGAUAUCAUUCCUUUUGGCAAUAACCCCAUUUUCCGUUACCUGUUUGGCUGGAUGGUUCCUCCAAAAAUCUCCUUGUUAAAACUCACCCAAGGAGAAGCAAUUCGGAAGCUGUACGAGCAGCACCACGUCGUGCAGGACAUGCUGGUGCCAAUGAAGAGCCUUGAAAAAUCCAUCCAGACCUUCCACGCCGACCUUCAUGUGUACCCUCUUUGGUUGUGUCCUUUCAUAUUGCCCAAUAAUCCCGGUAUGGUCCACCCAAAAGGAGAUGAAGCAGAACUCUACGUGGAUAUAGGAGCUUAUGGAGAGCCCAAAAGGAAACAGUUUGAAGCCAGAGCUUCAAUGAGGCAGAUGGAGAAGUUUGUGAGGAGUGUGCAUGGUUUCCAGAUGCUGUAUGCAGAUUGCUACAUGACCCGUGAGGAGUUCUGGGAUAUGUUUGAUGGUUCGUUAUACCACAAGUUGAGGGAGCAAAUGAAUUGCAAGGAUGCCUUUCCAGAAGUGUACGACAAAAUCUGCAAAGCUGCGAGGCACUGAGCCUGGAUGAUCUAAUCAAGCAAUCAGGGAAAGAUGAAUUGACCUAUAGCUAGUCAGUAUAUACUUAAAAAAAGAAAAAAAAAAAAGCUUUAUUGCUCUCCAAAUAAGCUCGUCCUUGUUGAUGUUUAAAGAUAUGAAUUCCUGCUUUAUGAAUUUAUGUUUAGUAUUUCUUCAUAUGUUUUAAAGCCAAUUUUUCCAAACUCAGAGUGAUUGUUUUUCAGAAAUCUCAAGUGCUAGCCUUUGUAUCUAAUGCAGUGACAUAGGUGAGUUCACCUAUUUCCAAGCAUAAGGAA